Messenger RNA from Colletotrichum truncatum, 1503 nucleotides. Its product is annotated as bacterial alpha-l-rhamnosidase domain-containing protein. NCBI's taxonomy places the organism in Eukaryota, Fungi, Ascomycota, Sordariomycetes, Glomerellales, Glomerellaceae. The record is from RefSeq and is a predicted model, not a curated record. Gene Ontology annotation, biological process: carbohydrate metabolic process.
AUGCCCAAUGACAAGGAUCGUGGAGGAUUCCGCUACCUCACCCUGUUCCAAACCGAAAACUCAGUAUUGAACAUCACAGAUGUGACCUUGGAGAUUGGAUUUCAGCCCACUUGCGAGAACCUGAGAGCUUACAAGGGAUACUUUCAUUCAAAUGAUCAGGACCUCAACGAGAUCUGGUAUUCCGGUGCAAACACUCUGCAAACGAACUGUAUCGCCAGGGAUACCGGCCGCCGCCUAGUAUGCAGUGUUGCAGGCUGGGGUAGUAGCGUUGUUCUAGGAACCGGUGAUACAUUUCUUGUUGACAGAGCAAAGCGAGAUCGCUGGUUCUGGCCUGUUGACAUGGGCGUUGCUGUCCCUGCCGCCUUUGUGAGUACAGGUGAAAUGGAGAGCACUAGAAACUCUCUCCAAUCCAUGUUCGAUGCCCAGUCUGACAAUGGAGAGCUUCCCUAUUCUGGACAGCCUAGAAAUAGCAAAGGCAGCGAUAUGUACCACAUGUGGUCCUUAGUUGGAACUUAUAACUACGUCUGGUAUACGGGUGACAUUAACUGGCUCAAGAGCAUCUGGCCCAUGUAUCAGAAGGCAUUGGACUUUACUUACAACAAAGUAACGGGAUCAGGCCUUCUCCACGUUGACCGCGACGAUGACUGGGGCCGCUAUGUCAAUCAAAUAAAUGGCAGUGCGCCAAACAUGCUUCUGUACCGGACCUUGAUAAGUGGAGCUCGAUUGGCCAACUAUCUUGGCAGUGACCUGGGAUCUACGGAUUCAGCGCAGGCCAAGACUUUAUCGCAAAAUAACCUUACUCAUUUCUGGGACGAAACUAAAGGCGCUUUCACUGACACACCCGGAAAAACUGGACUUUGGCCCCAAGAUUCAAACAGCAUGGCUGUUGUUUUCGGUGUUGUGGAAGCUGGAAGCAGCUAUGCUCAGGCCGUAGCAACAUAUCUGACACGGAACUGGACGCCCAUUGGGUCCAAGUCGCCUGGGCUUCCCAGAAACAUAUUUCCAUUUACCUCUAGCAUCGAGAUAGAAGCACACUUCAAAGCCGGCCGAGGAGAUAGGGCGGAUGAACUCAUUAGGUCUUGCUGUGGUUGGUACCUAAACAACCCCAACGGUACUCAGUCCACUGUUAUUGAAGGGUAUCUUCAGGAUGGAUCGUUCGGGUACCGUGACACACGCGGAUACCGUAAUGACAAGUCCUAUAUCUCUCAUUCACACGGCUGGAGCGCUGGACCUACGAGUGCUCUGGCAGAAUACCUGGUGGGACUGCAAGUUGAGGUUCCUGCUGGGUUGGAAUGGCGCUUGAAGCCUGUCUUUGCAGGAGUCACCGAAGCACAAGCUGGGUUCACGACAUUGAGGGGCAAGUUCCAAGCAAAAUGGUCAAUUAAAGAUGGCCAGGCUACUGUCGCAUGGGACUUUCCCCUCAGCACGAAAGGCUGGAUUGGAAUCCCUGGCAUUGAACCUUUUAGAACCAAGGGUAAGGAAUAUCGGAAGGUCAAUUUAUAA